Ornithodoros turicata is the source of this 8035-nucleotide messenger RNA. RefSeq lists its product as uncharacterized. Gene Ontology annotation, molecular function: transcription coregulator activity; transcription factor binding. The record is from RefSeq and is a predicted model, not a curated record. NCBI's taxonomy places the organism in Eukaryota, Metazoa, Arthropoda, Arachnida, Ixodida, Argasidae. The transcript is spliced from 14 exons. Gene Ontology annotation, biological process: regulation of DNA-templated transcription. The coding region runs from base 329 to 7306 and encodes 2325 amino acids. Gene Ontology annotation, cellular component: nucleus.
GUUUCCCAUAUGCGUCGCUUCAGACUCCGCCAGGUGAUCGAUGGAUCUCCAACUCUUCAAGUGAACAUCACUGGAAGUCUAAAGUGAGGUGGGCCACGGGUCCGGCGUGGGAACAUCGACGACGAUCGUAACUGAAGUGUUCGGCGGAGCCAGGGCACGAUGAGCGCAGGGUACAAAGACAAAGGACACGUGAUCUACCUGGGGCUUGAAAGAAGUACUGAAGAAAAAGCAGGUAUUCGAUCAGCCACCCGUCAACACGUGCCAUCACAGCGAGGGCUCCCAGGGAGGUCACCUUCUUGCACACGGUUGUAACGCGCAAUAAGAGACGAUGACGACCGUUGGGAUACAUAAAUCAGCGCUGGAGCUUCACAAACUCCUUGAACGAGCAGUCCUUCUCUCCUACUACGACAAAUUCGUCGAGAUAGGCGGGGACAAUGUGCAGCAGCUUCGUGACUCCAGUGAUCAAGAUAUCGAGGAGUUGAUCAACAUGGUAGAUAUGGCCAGAAAGCCACCUCACGUCAAGAGGUUCAAGAAAGCACUGGCAGAGUGGAAACCAGACACAGUUGCAGCAACGUCCACCCCAGCGGAUGGAGCAGAAGGGGAGCUUCACAAGCUACUUCGAGGAGCGGAUCUUCUCUCCUACCACGACAAGUUCAUGGAGAUAGGCGGGGACAAUGUUCAGCAGCUUCGUGACUCCGUGGGGAACGAUUUCCAGGAAGUGAUUGACCUCGUUGAUAUGGCCAGAAAGCCAUUUCACGUCAAGAGACUCAAGAAAGCACUGGGCCAGUGGACAGGACAGUCAGUCACGGUGACGUCCAGUGCGGCCGACGAAUCAGAAGGGGAACUUCACGAAUUACUUCGACUAGCGGAUCUUCUCUCCUACCACGACGAGUUCAUCGAACUAGGCGAAGACAAUGUGCAGCAGCUUUGUGACUCAACGGACGAAGAGUUCCAGACACUUACCGAGCACCUAGGCAUGGCCAGAAAGCCCCUUCACGUGAAAAGAUUGAAGAACGUACUCAAACAGUGGUCAAGAAAUGCAGCCGUAAUGACGUCCAUUCCUUCAAACGAGUCGGAGCGUGAAGUUCACGAACUGCUUCAGCGAGCGGAUCUCCUCGCCUACUACGACAAGUUCAUCGAGAAAGGCGUAGACAAUGUCCAGCAGCUUUUUGACUCGACGGCAGAAGAGUUCCAGGAGUUCAUGGAUCUUGUUGGCAUGUCCGGAUUUCCUUUUCAACUGAUGAGGUUCCAGAAUGAACUGGAACAGUGGACAGGACACCCAGCCACAAUGACCCCCGUUCCGGCAAAGAAACCGAGACUAUCGGAGAUUCACCACCUCCUUGAACAAGCGGGUCUCCUCUCUUACUGCGAGAAAUUUGAGGAAAUCGGCAUGGACAGUGUGCAGGAGCUUCGCAACUUGACUGACGAAGAGUUCCACGAGGUCAUCAACCGGGUAGACAUGGCCGGGAAGCCGUUUCAUGUAAAGAAACUCAAGAAGGUACUCGAAGAAUGGACGGGGCCCACAGGAAUUUCUCGCUCCAAGGACAUGGCUUCGACAUCUCAAUUUGAUCUCAACAUGGAAAGGUCACCACAGUGGGAAGACCUCAGGAAGGAAAUGCACGAAGCCAUUGCGGAGGAAGACGAGGCUCGUGUUCUAAAGUGCCUGGAUGCUGCACCUGCUUUGAAACUGUGGUUGGACCCUGUUAAAGAAAAAUCAGCUCGUUACAGAGCUGUUAAAAAGAAAGCCAUCCGUAUACAUGGCCUCUUAGUCUCGCGUGGAUGUGGACUCAACAACAAGAAAGAAUCAUCGUAUUAUCAACAUCUGUCACGCGUUUAUCGAGCUGAAAUUCGACGGCAACGAUACUACACCAAAGAAUGCAAAGAAUCCUACAUCUAUUACUUGAAAAGCAAAUCGAAGAGCCACGUCGGAUGUGAUGACUUCGACGAGCGAUUGGAGAAGAUGUUCAGGGAACUUUCAACCGACCAAUUAAACGAGGAAAUAUUGAAAGUUGUUGCCACAGCACCGCAUCUGGAUAUACUAUUCGACUACAACAGUGAAGACGUUCAGGGGAUCACGGGGUGCAGCGGCAGCCGCGUCCUCGGACUUGCUGAUUAUGAAAAGCAAAGAAUUUCUAUCGGAGGCGGAGCAACGGAAGCCGAAGUCCGGGGCACGUUUAUUCACGAAUCCUGUCAUUUGGCACUUCAUCUGGUGUAUAAAAAUGACGGCAAGCCAUAUUUCCGCGAAGAUACCGAAAUGAAACGGAGAUACAGAGCCAUUCUGGAUGACAUAAAACGAAGAGAAAACGAUGUGGAUCUCUUGAUACGACUAGCUUUGAUGAAAAAUGAAGAACAAGAAGCGAUUGUUCGUAUCCCACACAUACUAACUCAAUAUGGCAGCGAUCAUGGAAAUACGGUUCUCGAAAAAGAGGUACCAGAAUUACGAAAGUUUUUCGAGGAUACUGUCAUACCGGACAUGCAGAAAUACAUUCAAAAUGGAAUCCCGUCCAUAGAUGCGACAAUGAUAGAAAAGGAAAACGCGAGACUCAACAAAGCUUUCAACAUUGGCAAACUCAACAUCAAAUUCGAGAACCAACCGAAGAACAGUGUCUGGGAGAACUCGUUUCUUCACGUAGUUACGAGCCCAGAACUGAGGCUUCUCGAAAUAAUGGUUCACAACGCUGUGCAAUCUGCGGGACUUCCGUACAUGUUUUUCGAUGCAAAACAGCUGGAAUCCGCACUGGAGGAUGUGUUACUAGACUACAAAUAUGCUUUUGCGCUUGUAACGGUCCAACAAAAUGAAGGCGUCCGAAAGAUGAUUAAACUUCUCAGUGAAGUCUCUUGUGUCACUGGAUCAAAAGUCAUCUUGCUCGUGGAAGACAGUGGCAAAGACUGCUUGAUGACAAAAGUGCAACAAGAUGCAUUCUUUGGCGAGAGGCACAAAGUUCACAGCAUCGACGAAGCAAGCUUUGCACAUGUCACGUAUAGCUGCAAAAAAGGAGUUUUCGAAAAUUCCCGCGUAAGACUUCAGGGCCAAGACGUUUCUACAUUUUCGGACGCAACGAAUAUAGAUACCUUCUUACGCUGCGUAGACACUGCGGUUUUCCUAAAGCUAUGUGAGUCGGGGAACAUUGACCUGGGACCUCCUCUUCAUGAACUGGAAGAGCGUGUUCAGAACUAUUACGUGGAAAGAGAGUUCAGAAGAGCCGUGGAAAUUAACUUGAGACUAUGCGAUCUAGACGACGACAAUGAGGCUUUCGCACUUCUGGGCUGUCCACACAAUCAGGUCGCAACACUUCUACCUCGCGGUUGCGAGCCAAAACCCAAGGAGGAAUUAAGGAAGUUCGAGAAAUUCGUACUCCUGCAAGAGCAACGUGACUACGCAGCUCUCCUGGAAGAUGGUCAUUUCCGAAACAAAGUAGUGCACCUGCUAAAGUUCGACGAAUCUCGUACAAGAUUCUUGUGGGCCAAAUCAAAUGGUCGUCUCAGUCACCUUCUAAUGACUGGAAGUGAGAAUUACACUGAGGACGCGUUGUUGAACGUAAACGAUAAGGUUGUCAUAGUCUCUGCUGCACCAGGUAUGGGAAAGAGUAUGCUGGCAUCUCGGUUGUGCACAGAGUUGAAAACUCAAGACAAGAAGAGGUGGGUGCUCUAUGUCGACCUUCCUCAGAGAAUGGCAUUAGUGAAAACUGCGUCGCCUAGUCUGGGAUAUCUAGCGGAUCUGUGCCAAGUACGAAAGGAUGGUCUGGAGUUCGCUUUCUUCGAAGAAAGCUUGAAGAAUGGUAGCCCUUUCGAGGUCGUCGUCAUGUUGGAUGGCUUCGAUGAAGUCAACGACGAAUGCCGCAAGUGUGUGCUGGGCCUUAUACUGUUUCUUGCUAACAAAAAAGUUUACAAGGUGUACCUUUUUACUCGCACCGUGUGUAAACCCCAUGUACAAGAUACCUUGCACACUGUGUCAUAUGACCUCAUUCCUUUUUCUGAUGAAAACCAGAAUGAAUUCCUCACAAGAUAUAGGGCCCAAAGAGAAACUCCAGCCACCAGCAAUGAGGCAUUUCUGCAAAAAUUCGAGCAACUGUAUGGGACAUUGAAGAAGAAAAACAAGACAAUCCUAGAAACCCCUCUCCUACUUCAUAUGAUGGCUCAGAUGGAGAGCGGGGAAAUUACAAAGUCUGACGAUUACUCUUCGCUCCUUAAUAUUGUUGACAUUUCCGGUGGGAGCAGUAUAUACACUGUACACAUCUACAAGAUGUUUGUCGAGUACAAGCAUCUUGUGCACCGUAAAGAGAAGGUGAAGGAAGACAUCUCCCGAAGUGCUGUGCGAGGGGACAACCAUGACACGAAGUCUCCGUUCUACGUAAACCAUGGUCUCCUGGCUAUGAAGUGUAUAUUUCCUCAGGAUAUAUUGAAGAACUUAUUGAAUGAAGACGAAUUAGAGGAGUUCGAUCCCGAAGGAAGUUUCAUCACCGACGUUGAUUCUUUCAAAGAAGGUUUUGUGAAUAGAAUUAACGAUGGAGGAAUUCCCGAGUUCGUUCAUAAGACCUUCGCUGAAUUUUUCGCAGCUCACUACCUGUUGGAAAGGGCAAAAGGAAGAAAAAAAUCCAGGUUUAGGGAAAACGUCGUCGCAUUGUAUGGUAAAGAAGACUACGGGGCUGUAAUGAUGUUGUUCGAUGAACUGGCGUCGGCGUCCUAUCCACUUCACUCUGCCGUGAUGAACAAUGAUGAUUCAUAUGUUGAGCAAGUCGGUAUUCAAAGAGAGGACAUGUUGAAGGUGGAUGAGCUCAAAAGGACGCCAUUGCACGUAGCAGCUCUGCAUUCUGAUGAAGCAACAUUGAAGAUGCUUCCAAUGGAUGACGAACUAAUCAAGAAUGAUUUGUUUCAAAUGUCACCAUUCGAGUACGUGGAGCUCUGUUCUCCAUGGAAGGAAAAAUUCUAUGGGAUGUGGUGGGAACCUUCUCGGACUGAGGCUUCACCUGUGCAAGAGAGACUCGACGUAUUAUGCGCUCGAUGCAGUGAGGAAGCAGUGAAACGUUCUACCCAAAAUCUGCGCAGGUGUGAAACCUUCAAGCAAAAGAGACAUUUUCUCGGACGAGCAAUAUUCACGGCUCUGAUACACGACCUGCGAGGCGUUUUAGACGUGUAUCUGAGCUAUGUGUCCCCGAAAGAGAGUACAGUAGAUCUGCACAAAGACAUCAUGGACCAAUUAGAAUCACGCAAGAAACGAAGCUUGAGAUGUUCUGCAGAGCCUUCGGUAAUUGGAAACCUUGAUGACUUUGAGGACUGUGACUAUAAAACUGCCCCUUUUUACGCAAAGUCGGAGGUUGUUUGCAAAAUGCUCCUUCCUUACUGCGAUAUGGGACUUCGUGACAAGGAUGGAGACACAAUGUUGCACAAUAGCGCGAAUGAGGGAAAUCUGGAGACAACACAGUUUUACCUCGCACGUAUAUCCAUUAACGAAAGAAAUAAAUACUUUCGAACUCCUUUGCACUUGGCUAAAGAUGCAGAGAUGGUGAAGCUACUUCUUCCUCUUUAUCCCUCAGUGAAUGUUCUCGAUUAUUAUCAACAAACUCCUAUGGAUAUAUGUGCAAAGAGAGAUUAUUUGGAGGCCAUGAAGUUGUUACUCCUUCGCACUCGGAUAUAUGACUCACAUCACGUGAGACUGAACACAACGCUUCAUGUGGCUACUUACUAUCUUUCCCCUGAAGCUGUGACGUUUCUUCUUCCUCACGCAAAUGCGCACAUGCUUAACAACAGAGGAGAAUCAUGCUUAGACGUUGCUUGGACUUGUUUGAGAUCUGAGAAGAGUUUGGAGUCCAACACUGUGAGCUGUCUCAUCCCACACUCGAUCGUGAACUCACCUCAAAUGUUCGGCUCGUCACCGUUGUACGUCUGGGCGAGACGUGGUGUAAGGAAAGUGAUGCAAACUCGAUGGCCUUAUUUGCGACACAGUGACCCUAGGCAUGCACAGAGGAUCAACAGAAGAUAUGUGGACGUGAACGAGGAUUUCCAAGAAGAAAUUUGGUGUCUGAAACUUCUCUUCCUCCAUUUAGAUGUCAUCACUGGUGAUCGUUAUGGCAGUAAACUGCUACAUGAUGUGGCUAGGGAGAAGCUACGUAAAAUACAAGUUAAUUAUAUUAAUUACAUGAAGAUGUUAGUGCCGCCUUUAAAUCUCACUGAGCAGGAGAAGCUACGUAAAAUAGAAGUUAAUUAUAUUAAUUACAUGAAGAUGUUACUGCCGCAUUUAAAUCUCACUGAGCAGGAUUAUGUAGAGUGUAGCGUAGGAAAUGACGACAUUGUUACCUUAUAUCGAAGAUGGUCGCACAUGAAUAACAUCGAUGAUCCCCAUAUUCACGAUGUCAACGCGGAAAUGGUCGACGACGAUGGCAAUACGAAGUUGCUCAUAGAAGCAGAGGAAGGAAAUGUGGAAGCUGUUAAGAUUCACCUCUCCCCUUCAUCCGUGUGCUUUACAGAUGAAGAAGAGAACACUGCAUUGCACUUGAGCGCGAGGAACGGACACACAAAUGUGGUGAAGCUUCUCAUUCCUCUUUAUACAUCAGUGGACGUGAUCAAUGUGGAUCAAAAAACGCCCAUGCAUGUGUGCGCCUCAAAUGGACACCUGGACGUUGUAAAGUUAUUAUUACUCCGCUCUAGAAUGAGUUUCCGUGACAAUCAUGGAUGGACACCUCUUCACUGGGCCUGUGAAAGUGAUGAAGUUGAUAUCGUGAACUUCCUUCUUCCCCACUCCUUCCCUAAUAUGCGCGAUACUUGGGGUUUCACGUGCUGCGCUGUUUCCGCUGAAAGUAGCAACAUGAAUAUUCUGAGAUGUCUCAUCCCUCACUCUCUUAUAAACUGUCCUAAUUUGAUAGGCGAUUCACCAAUGCGAAUGUGUGCAAAAGAUUAUAUGAGAGAAGAGCUGGUGACAUUAUUGCCAUAUUGUUGUGAUUAUGACGCAGCGAGUUUAUUGACUAUUCACCCGCUGUCAUCUUGUAAGGACGAUACGAGUAUGGAAGCUAUGCCUUGUCUGAAACUGAUGGUUCUCCACUCAGAUGUCAGUGCAGUAGAUGAGCGUUUCUGUGAAACACUCAGCUGCAUUCGAGAGUAUUAUGUAGAGAGUGAUUCAUUCUGGCGUCCAACAGAGACUGUGAUAUCACUACUCCUGAAAUAUGUUCCUCUCUUGCUUCCUCAUACAAAUGUUUCUGCUAAGGACGAUGAAUGCAACGAACUAUUACAAGGAGCCCUCCGAAGUAGCGAAGAUCCCGAAUUGGUUAGCUUCCUUCAGAAAUGGACUCGCUUGAGUGACUUCCAUUCAUGAUGCUGAAUUGUUGGCAACGGUUGUGGUUAAGCAUACCAAGUGGCACUGAGCUGUCAAUGGACACGAGCUCUGAAGACGAUAUGGAAGUUUUAAUAGAGGUAUCAACAGCAGUAUACUGAGUCCUUGCCUUCAUCCGAGAAAGCACAAAUAUUCAUCCAGUGUCAAAAUGAAAGAAAAAAGAUCACUUUUCUGAUUUUUUGUGAUUGUGAUUAUGACUAACGCAUUUUGUUUCUUCUUGUUCCUUAUGUUACAAAGUACCAUUCCGUAGUAGGUUCAUAAGGUGAUUUGAAAAUGUGUAAAAAAUGUGUCUAUUCCUAAUGUGUUAGUAAUAUGCUUAGCUAUGAUAUGCCACAGUAUUAGAAUACGGCUGCGUGCGAUUAUGUUUGGUGUCAAAUGUAUAUACCCAAAUGUCAAAUGUAAAUGAACAAAAGUGUUUUUCGCACAUUGGAGAAGGUUUAAUUCAAAUUAUUUUGGAACUCUCGCUCACUUCGCUGCAGAGUUGUGUAAAGUAAAUAUUGUCGAGCGAAACACAUGUGCGAUACAGCCGUACUUUUAUUACCACCUAAUAAAUGUAAGGGUUCCAAAUUGCUUUUCCAGUUAUCGUUACAGAUUACGGAACAUAUUACUUUGAAGUAAUCAAGGUUCGUGUAAAGGAACCUCGACUAACUCAAAUAUGCCUGUUACAAAUUGGAUUUGUGUACGUGCGAUUAAAUGAUUAGAUGCAGUUGU